AAGUUCCUUCUGUCCCCUCUUAGCCCUGGUGUGGGUGCAGGUGACAGCUGAGCUGAAGAAAUGAUCCCCAGGGUAAUAAGGUUGUGGCUGCCUUCAGCUCUGCUCCUCUCUCAGGUCCCAGGCUGUGUCCCUCUGCGUGGCCCCAGCACUGUGACAGGCACUGUGGGAGAAUCGCUGGGUGUGGCUUGUCAGUAUGAGGAGAAAUUCAAGACUCAUAAUAAGUACUGGUGCAGAGUGUCACUUAUGCUACUAUGCAAAGAUAUUGUCAAGACCAGAGGCUCAGAAGAAGCUAGAAAUGGCCGAGUGUCCAUCAGGGACCAUCCAGACAACCUCACCUUGACAGUGGCCUUGGAGAAACUCACCCUGGAGGAUGCAGGCACCUACAUGUGUAGAGUGGAUAUACCAUUUAUCCAUGACACCUUUAAAAUUGAUGACUCCUUGGGGAUCGAUAAGUCCUUCAAGGUUGAGUUGUCCGUUCUCCCAGCUCCAGUCAUAGCUUUGAGCCCUGGGAAUGAUACCAAUAUCGUCGAGUUCCGCACAUCCACACCUGUGCACACUCAGCCCAGCGUGACCACAGAGGACACAAUUCGGGCUCCCAGCCCACAGCCUCGGUCUCUUCUGAGCAGCCUCUACUUCCGGGUCCUGGUGUUUCUGGAGUUGCCCCUGCUCCUGAGCAUGUGUGGUGCCGUUCUCUGGGUGAACAGGCCCCAGAGGUGCUCUGGGGGAAGCAGUGCUGGGCCCUGUUAUGAGACCCAGUGACAUCUGUUGACAUCAAGGCCACGUCCCUGGGCACAGCUUCUGUCGUGGCUGAGGAAAACCAGUAAAUAUUUUUGAGAAUGCUCUGAGACUUUUAGAAGAUUCUUUGUGCUGUAUCAAACACAUAAAAGAUUGUACCAAAUAAAUACCUAUAUAUUUAAAUAAAAUUCAGGGUAGAGAGAUGGCUCAGUGGUUAAGAGUACUGGCUGUUCUUCCAGAGGUCCUGAGCUCAAUUCCCAGUUACCACAUGGUGGCUCACAGCCAUCUGUAAUGAGAUCUGACGCUCUCUUCUGGCAUACAGGUGUACGUUCAGAUGGAACACUCACAUAAUUAAAUAAAUAAAGCUUUCCCCCCUUUUUUAAA
This is a messenger RNA of Apodemus sylvaticus (European woodmouse), 1119 nucleotides long. Its product is annotated as CMRF-35-like molecule 4. The transcript is spliced from 4 exons. Gene Ontology annotation, molecular function: transmembrane signaling receptor activity. The coding region runs from base 61 to 759 and encodes 232 amino acids. Gene Ontology annotation, cellular component: plasma membrane. The record is from RefSeq and is a predicted model, not a curated record. NCBI's taxonomy places the organism in Eukaryota, Metazoa, Chordata, Mammalia, Rodentia, Muridae.